Messenger RNA from Aspergillus mulundensis, 912 nucleotides. Its product is annotated as oxidase ustYa family protein. Bases 1 to 912 code for a protein of 303 amino acids. Lineage: Eukaryota; Fungi; Ascomycota; Eurotiomycetes; Eurotiales; Aspergillaceae. The transcript has 5 exons. The record is from RefSeq and is a predicted model, not a curated record. Gene Ontology annotation, biological process: mycotoxin biosynthetic process.
AUGGAGAAAUACUCGAGCUUGAACGCCGAGGACAGCGACUCGGCAAAGUCUUUACUCCGCAAUGGAGAUGAAACAUCCUUUGAAAAAGACCGUGCAGAGAGCUUCACAGUCAGAGAGCGCAAUCCGUCGUGGCUUGCCCGACACAAAAUCUCCAUUUGUCUAAGUCUCUUCUUCGUGACGCUCAACCUGGUAUCCUGUUCUCUCGUUUACGCCUGGCUUCAACACAGAUACUCUCAUUACCCCUUUCUUGGGAACACACCGGUUCGCAACAUCCUCAGAUACGAGGGUAAAAAGUUAGAUUUACUCCCAGUCUAUCUGCCAAAUGGAACAUUGAACCCAGAUAAACCAGGGCACUUCAACGGUAAACCGACGCCGGAACUGGCUGAAUCCUGGAAAAGUAUCAUGCAACAUCAGAACAUUCGCCUGCAGCGUCAUGAACUUGGCCCCUUCGCUGAUGACGAGAGCGUCAUUGAGCUGGCCGAUGGAUCGGGCUACUUCGCAACGCUGGCGGUGUUUCACGGCCUGCACUGCCUAAAGCGUUUCCAUCAUUACAUCCACCGGAAUUCUUACUACCCCAACACGACCGCGGAGGACGAAGCAAGCCUUCUCUAUCAUACGGAACACUGCGUGGACUGGCUGAGACAAUACGUACAGUGUAACGCUGACACCACGCUGAUUCCCUUCUACUGGGGAGCCGGGCAAACACAUCCUUUGGCCGUAGACAAGGCGGAACAUCAAUGUGUCAAAUGGGAGCCAUUGGAGGGCUGGAUGGCCGAGCAUUCAUUUAAUGCAUUCGAGCAAGGCCUUCUCGUGCACCCGCUUUAUGGCGACCCGUACGCCGGACAAAAGCCGGACACGAUUGGGAUUGCUGUUGGGGAUCAUCCUCUGGAGGUCGGCCAUGAAGGACACUGA